UUGUAUAUUUGUAGCACAAUAAUAUCUCGUUCUUCAAACUUUAUAAGGAGUUGUUGUCAAUCACAGUUUCUAUAGCCUAUUAUAAAUAUUCAUCCUUGACUAAGUUUCUAAUUUUGAAAGAUGUUUUGUUUAGUAGAAACUUUAGAUUUUUCUCUAAAUAUAAGUGUCAUUAGCAUUAGGUCAUCUUAUAAACACUACAAUGUAUAUUGAUAAAACUAUUUUGCUUUGCUUUUUACAUGGCUUGAUUGUGUUGCACAUUUAUUUCUUAUGUGUGCAGUUUAAAUGAUAAUAAUUGGAAUACUUUUUGAUUUUCCAUAGCCUGAUUUUGCUUGGUAACUACCUCUCAUCACUUGCAUUAUUCUCAGUAAUUUCUACUCUAAUUUCUUGUAAAACUAUUCUAAUCUAGUAUCUUGACAGUUUAACUUCUUCUACCAUGGUUUCUGAGUUACAUGUAUUGAGGUGCAUUAAUACAUAAUCUGUUUUCCCUAGUUUCAAGACAUUUUCAAACUAUUCCUGUUAUUGUCAAUUCUUUUACUCUGGUUUAUUGACUUAAUGUAUACCACAGGCUUAUUCUUAUGAUUUGAUAACUUAUACCAUUAUGUAAUCUUUUUUGUGUAUCUUUAAAUUUGUUUUUGCCAAACCUUGGUAACUUUUCUGAUGUCGGCACACAUAAGUUACUUGUAUGCUACAGUUUGUUUGUCUUCAAGUAUUGCUAUGUUGAAAGUGUUUAACAAACUUUUUCUACCUCUUCUGUUGGUUUCUCAGACAAUGUUCUGGGCUUCUGCUGUAAAAUGACUCAGCACUGAACUCAAGAUGUGUAAGAAGUAGCAAAAGUUUGUGAAUUACGAUGCCAAUGUGUUGUUUUGAUCCACCAUGUAACAAGAAAGUAUUGAUGUGAUUUACUCUGGGUUUUAGGGAUCUUGUCAGUGACUCGGGCAUCCUACCCAAGUCACCUGACAAAGAAUGACAGCAGCAUUUCUGAGCUUCGUUAUCAGGUGGCUACAUUAAGGAGGCUAGGGGGGAGCGACUGGCUUCGUCUCUACAACCAAUUUAUAAAGGAGCAGGUGAGGUUUGAAUGUUGUAGUAUUGUGGCAUUCAGUUUAACCUUUACCAUAUCAGAAGGAACAAAGUGUAGCAGUGUGGAAUCUACCUCACAUGGAAAUCACUUAGCAAAUGUUAUAUUCAUCUAAUUCAAAACCUUCUGGUUCUUUGACUACAACCAUUGAUCAGAAACAGACAGAUUUCUCAACUUGUGCAUGCUUACCAGAGAUGUUGAACACGAGUAGACAAACUCCCAGCCCUGUCAUGAACUCCAAAGACUCCAGUGUUGGUGAGAUGAUGCUCCCAGAACUUGUGACUUGUCUAGACACUAGAAACUCAAGCUUUAAAGACUAUUUAGUGGAGUUACUUCAGGGUGUACAGGAAGGACAGCAUGAAUCCAAUAACAGAUGCAAUGAAUUGAAAGGUGUUUGUCAGUUAGAUCAAGUAUUGUGGUCAACGUGGGUAGUUGCUCUUCCCAUAAGCUUCCAUGGACCAAUAACAAGACAAGAAGUCCCAUUGUGUGUGGUUCUAACUCCUAAUGUGAUAACUUUGUGGAAACUACAGUCUUAUGGCCACUCUUUUCUACCUCAUCUGAUCUUCUAUCGGUGUUGGCUGCCCUCUUCUCUGAUUAAUAUUCUUGUUGGACCUGUCAGCAGCUACUUGGAAUUCCAGAUUCAAAGCUCGGGUCAAACUGACCUCUUUGUUUUAGCUCCAUGCAGUGCAGAUGAUACAAAGAAACUAAUAGAUCACUUGAUUUUGGCGUACAAUUUGGAUAUUAAGCUCAAGUAUAGUGAAUGUGAUUUUACAUCAUUACUUAUUUCUGGAGGGUACAACUUCCCAUCAUCAGAGGUGUUUUCUCAUAAUCCUAAAAUUCUUUUUUGUGAAAGAGUUCUAACAAACAGCCUAAUAGAACAGGAAGCCCAUCUCCAGAAUUACUUCCACUUUCUCUUAGUAACAAAUUUCCAUUUAAUUUUGACAUGUGAAAAAAUGGAGAUUCACUCGUUUCCUCGUCCAGAAGGUCUACCCUCACCUUUGAUUGUGCUAAAAACAAUUGAUGUUAAGUCCAAUAUUGUUAAUUUUGAAAUGGGAAAGGAACCAGCUAAUUUGCAGAAUAGUAGUGCUGAAGCCGAAUCUCCAACGAUAUGUUAUGAUGAAGAUAAAUUUCCACAACUUCGUACUUAUGGGUAUUGGUUAAAAGUGUACUUUGAAAAUAGAUUGUCUUUGUGUGUGAGAUUUUUGAAGAAAGACGUGAGGACUCUGUUCUUGGAAGCUUUGACGAAAGCCAGAAAUGCUAUACAACAUUAAAUGAAGAUUUUCCUUGAUUUUUGCAACUAUUAAAAACAAAAGUAUUAAUUCAUAAAUUUUAUUUAACUUGUACAUAGAAAAGUUUUUGUACAGUUUACGUUAUGAAUAUAAGGACACGCGUUAUUUAUAUUUUAACAUUUCCUGUUUAAAGCUUUUUCUUUAUAAAUUAAUGUACUUUUGUAAUAAGUUGUUUUAUUAUGUGCUUUUCAGUGACUUUAACUUAAUCUGUUUAAAUAGUUGUUACUUUUAUAAUGGUCCAAAAAUGACAAUAUUUACUUACAGCUUUUCCAUCAAAUAUGAAAAUAAAAAGUAGAUAAUGUUUAAACAUUAAA
Molecule: messenger RNA, 2678 nt
Organism: Limulus polyphemus (Atlantic horseshoe crab)
Lineage: Eukaryota; Metazoa; Arthropoda; Merostomata; Xiphosura; Limulidae
Exons: 2
Coding region: 1174-2346 (390 amino acids)
Source: RefSeq, a predicted model, not a curated record